Molecule: messenger RNA, 2568 nt
Organism: Monoraphidium neglectum
Lineage: Eukaryota; Viridiplantae; Chlorophyta; Chlorophyceae; Sphaeropleales; Selenastraceae
Exons: 1
Source: RefSeq, a predicted model, not a curated record
GCGAUGCUCGACCACCUCAUGAGCCUCGGUCUGACAGAGCGGCUCGCCGCCGCGUGCCGCGCCUCGACGCCCGCGGCCGCCCCAACAAGCCGCGGCAGCGGCCCCGGGCUCGCCGGGCCCGCAGAGGCGCUUUCCGAGCUCCAGCAGGCGGCCGCCGGCUUCCUCGUGCACGUCGCAACAAGCGCCGCCGCGAACGACGUGGCAGCAGCAGGGCGCUGCUUGCUUGACCACGCAGCGGUGCUCCUUGUGCUGCUGCUACGUCGAGCGAUCGCCGGCUCCAAGCCGCCUUGCCGCGAGGCGCCUGGGGCGGCUGAGGCUGCCGGCGCGGGCGCGGGAGCCGCAACAGACCCAACAACAGUGGAUGCGGCUCUGCUCGAAGCGGCGCUCAGGGGCCUGGCCCGGCUGAGCGCUGAGCCCCGAGGGGGUGCGGAGGCGUGCGUGCGCGCCAAGGCGGUGCCGUGGCUGCUGCAGGCGCUGCGCGUGGAAAGAAGUGCGUACGCGGCGCUGCGGCGGGGCCACCAGCAGCAGCAGCAGCAGCAGCAGCAGAAGCAGCAGCAGCAGCCGCAGCAGCAGCAGGGGGCGCUUUCCGCCGCCAUUGACUCUAUAACAUCAGGGGCAGUCGGACACGCGUGCUACCACCAGCUGGAGCAGCGGGAGCUGGAGCGUCCGCUGGCUUGCUUGCAGGCCAGAUUAGCCAGCGGCGGCGCGUGGCCGGCCCAACCCCUCACCGCCGCUGACGACGCGUGCGCCGACGGCCGAGAGGGAGCGCUGGCGCUGGCGGCACUCCUGAACGUGUCGUCCCUUCCCGCCGGCCAGCUGGCCGCCUGCCGCCACGGCUUGUACACCCUGAUACGCACCGCCCUGUCCUGCCCGGACGUCGGCCGCGCUGGGAUGGCGGCCGCGGUCCUGCGCGCCGUCUGUGGCAACGCCGGCAACGCGUCCGCCGUGUAUAAAGCGGAGAUGCGCCUCAAGCGCGCGGCGCUGCUGCGGGCGGCGGGGCUGCGGCCGGAGGAGCGCCGGGGGCGGCGCGAGGCGCGUUGCGCGGGCGAGGACAGCGGGGAGGCGGGCGCGGCGGAGCGGGACGCGGCGCCGCCAGCAGGCCAGCCAAAGCGGCCUACGCCAGUGCCGGCGCUUGCAAUGCCUGCAUCAAUACCAGCAGCACCAGCGGCAGCACCAGCGGCAAUGGCAGCGGGGCCGCGGCGCGCCUCGAUUGCAGGCGCGCAGCCGACCUCCUCACGCGCUGGAGGCGCGGCCGCCAGCCCGCGCCCCACCUGCACGUUUGAGGCCGCGGGGGAUGCGGCGCUGAUGACGGCGCGCUGGGGCGUCAGGGGCGCCGAGGCGGCGCGGCAUGUGGGGCCGGACACGGCGCAGGCGUCCAUGGUGCUGACGCGGAUCACGCCCCGCCUGCUGGUGCGCGCCGACGGCGCCAGGAUCUCGAAAGGGGCGCCGGGCGCGCGGGAUGGCAGCGGCGGCGGCGGCACGGGCGCCGACGGCGCGGCUGCGCAAGGGGCCAGCGGCAUCGGUGGGGACGGCAGCGGCGGUGGCAGCGGCGCAGGGGAGGACGAGGACGGGGAGGCGCAGUCGAUCGUGUAUCAGAUGGCGAAGCGCAUAUCUAUGAUUGGGAGCGCCGCCUGCAGCCCGCGCAUCGGCGCGAGCGUCGUCGCGGCCGCGCCUGCGGACGUCGUGGCGGAUGCCGCGGCGCCCGCAGCCGCGCCGGUGGCAGCGGCCGGCCUGUGGGUGCGAGGCCCCGGCGGGGCGCGGCGCAGCUCGGUGUGGCCUGCGCGGGCGCAGCAGCCGGAGCCGGAUGUGCGGGCCGCGUUUCUCGAAUGGUGCGAUUUUCUCGACGGGCCCGGCGCUUCCAAUGCCGGGGGCGCCGCCAACGCGCCCACCUCUCGCCGACCGACGCUGGCUUUUGCCACGGCCACCUGCGGCGGCGGCAGCGGUGGCGGCGGCGCGGCGAGCGAUGAGGAGGGGGAGGGCGACGGGGAUGAUCUGACGACGGACGAUCCCGAGGAAAGGGCGUGGCUGCUGCUGCAGCGCCGCGCCGCGGAGGCGGAACGCGCUCGCGCGGAGAGCGCGGCGCGCGCCGGCGCGCUGAAGGGCCGCUUCAACCGCAGCCUGUGCCGCGGGAGGGCCGAGGCGUGGCAGGGGCGCGCCAAAGCGGCUGCCGCCGCGGCCGGCGCACGCGCGGCGAGCGCGGAGCCCGCGGCACGCCAUGGCGGCGGGGCCGGCGGCAGGUCUGGUGAAGGGUCUGGCGCGCUGAGCCAUAGGCAGGGGCGCGCGCCCCAAUCCAAGGGCGGCCUGCUGAGGGCACGCCCACAGACCGCCGGGCCCUUAGGGCGAGCCCCGCCUUCCCACACAAAGGCGACGCCGCCUGGAGGCAACAGCGUUAAUCAGGCACGGCCAGCCAGUGCCGGUGCAGCGGCGCCCUGGGCGCCGAGCCUGGUGGGUUUCGUGCAGUCGCAGGAUCCGGUGGCGCCUGGCCCAGUGCGGCGGCGGUGCGCGGCAGACAGGUUGAUGGUGGCAGCGGCCCCUGGGGACGUUGUGGACGCCUUGGCAGGUGGGUGA